Ochlerotatus camptorhynchus is the source of this 9429-nucleotide messenger RNA. RefSeq names its product serine/threonine-protein phosphatase 2B catalytic subunit 3-like. The coding region runs from base 1612 to 3141 and encodes 509 amino acids. Gene Ontology annotation, molecular function: calmodulin-dependent protein phosphatase activity; calmodulin binding. The transcript has 4 exons. Lineage: Eukaryota; Metazoa; Arthropoda; Insecta; Diptera; Culicidae. Gene Ontology annotation, cellular component: cytoplasm; calcineurin complex. Gene Ontology annotation, biological process: calcineurin-mediated signaling. The record is from RefSeq and is a predicted model, not a curated record.
UCAUACCGUAGUCCAUUCGUGGCCCCCGUAGUUUGUGUGUCGUGGUUUCGAUCGGUGAAAAAUCCUGACAGCAGGACGGGGUUCCUGAUAAUUGCACCUACUGUUAAUUUUCUGGUGAAAAAUAAUCCGUUUGCAAGGAACUAACCCUGUUGCAGCUGUAAGCAAGAAGGAGUAGGCCAUGACUUGACAAACAUCGCACCGAACAAGUGAGCUGCAAGAUACACAAAAAAAUCCUCCCACUACGACGAUUUCCUGUUGGUGUAGGAAUUUUAGGUGUUUUCUUUAAUGCGACAACAGUGAUCGGUGACAAGUGCAAAAGCUAAGCGAAUUGCAUUUCCAAUAACCCUGGCAGAAAGAAGAAGCUGAUUGCGAUUUUGACACAUCUAGUAGAGUUCCGAGAAGAAAAAAAAAAGUAGGAAAAGUAGAGUGCAGUGCAAGCGAAGAAAAAAGAAGAAGUCACUAGGAAAAUUCGGCAACAAGAUAACAUCAACCUCUGGCCGAUUGCGAGUGUUUGAGUGUAUGUGUGUGCGUGCAUGCGAGUGCUAGUGGAAAAUCAUCAGUCGCCGUGGAGAAAACCCGGAGAGCGAGCGAAAGAAAACACGUCCAAGUAGUUCACUGAUCGCCCGUCGUCAUCGUCGACGGGAACCGCAGAGUGACGGAGAGAGUUGAGCGAAAGCACUCAUACAAUCGCAUAGGAUCCCACAAUCGAGCGAAGGACGACAAGUAGUCGCCAACCGCAGAAUCACUGGUACAAGGCAAAAAGGAUCCAUCGCGGAAAGCACGGAGGACUGUCCGAGCACACUCACAGCACACAAAGACAAGCUAAGCUAGGGAAUAGAACCGGAGCAGAGCCAGACAAGAGCGAUAGAAUCAGCGCCCCUGGUACCGCUGCUGGUUUCUGUGUGGGUACACGUGUGUUUGUGCAGUGUGUGCGUGCGUGACACCAUCAAAGGUUGACCGAAAUCGGAACAGGCAGCAGUCCACUAGAGUCCAGGACCACCACAAGGAUCCAGGAUCCGAGCGAACGGUGACACAGGAGCGAGCGGUUCGUGCAGCGGGUCAAGUCCAGUUCCGUAGACUAAAAUGUCCCGGUGCUAGAGUGUGAUGUGCAGACUGAUUACAUUGUAGACAAGGACACAAGAGACACUCCAAACAAGCGGAAAGCCUCCCCGCCCUAGAAUUGAUGGCCGAGUCGCCAGUCUAAGAGAUAGAGCCGGUGUUCCAUUCGAGAUCUCCAACCAGCAACAAUCCGUAGUGGUGGUGUGCGUGUGAGCACGCGUACUACGUUUGUAGUGGUGGUGUUGAGCAAAACCACCUUCUUCCUGGCUGCUGGCAGACAGCGACAACAGCAACAACAACAAGAAAAUAGAGGAAUCAACGGCUGAGUUGACGCGAAACCAACUUAGCUAAAAAAAAAACAACAACAACACUUGAAGAAAUCUAAAUAAGAGCAAGACAGUUUUAGUCUAAUUGUAAUAACUUAAAUCUAAACUACUUAACUAUUGUUUAGUCGUCACACACAUACCUUAGCACUCACACAGUCACACGUGAAUCUAUAUUAUAUAAUAACUAUCGGAUCGGAGUAGAAAACAUACACACAGCUAGAGCAAGAUGUCUUCGCAAACGGCAAGUCAACAACAAUCAACCAAUGCAACACCACAGCCGCAGUCGGCCGGUUCGGGAAAUGCGGGCAACGACCGCAUCAUCGACAGUGUCCUGUUUCCGCCGAAACACAAACUCACGAUCGCCGAGGUGUUCGACCCACAUACCGGCAAGCCCCGCCCGGAAGUCCUGAAGCAGCACUUUAUCAUGGAAGGCCGAAUCGAGGAGAAUGCUGCCCUGCGGAUCAUCCAGGAGGGUGCGGGCAUCUUGAAGGCGGAGAGCACGAUGAUCGACAUCGAAGCCCCGGUCACGGUAUGCGGCGACAUCCACGGACAGUUCUACGAUCUGAUGAAACUGUUCGAAAUCGGAGGCUCGCCGGCGUCGACCAAGUAUCUCUUUCUCGGCGACUACGUCGACCGUGGCUACUUUAGUAUAGAGUGCGUGCUAUAUCUGUGGGCGUUGAAGCUGUGCUAUCCGACCACACUGUUUCUACUGCGAGGCAAUCACGAGUGUCGACAUCUAACAGAAUACUUUACCUUUAAGCAGGAGUGUAAGAUUAAGUACUCGGAACGGGUUUACGAUGCGUGCAUGGAUGCGUUUGACUGCUUGCCCCUGGCGGCACUCAUGAAUCAGCAAUUCCUCUGUGUUCACGGUGGUCUCUCGCCGGAGAUUCAGGAGCUGGACGACAUCCGGAAGUUGGACCGAUUCAAAGAGCCACCAGCCUUCGGACCGAUGUGCGACCUCCUGUGGUCCGAUCCGCUGGAAGACUUUGGCAACGAGAAGAACUCGGACUUUUACUCGCACAAUACGGUGCGCGGUUGUUCGUACUUCUACAGCUAUAAGGCCUGUUGUGAUUUCCUGCAGAACAACAAGCUCCUGUCGAUCAUCCGGGCGCACGAAGCGCAGGACGCUGGCUACCGUAUGUAUCGCAAGAGCUCGACGACCGGUUUCCCCUCGCUAAUCACAAUCUUCUCCGCUCCUAACUAUCUGGAUGUCUACAACAACAAGGCGGCCGUGUUAAAGUACGAAAACAAUGUCAUGAACAUCCGGCAGUUCAACUGUUCACCGCAUCCAUACUGGCUUCCAAACUUCAUGGAUGUCUUCACUUGGUCGCUGCCGUUCGUCGGCGAGAAAGUAACCGAAAUGCUGGUUAACGUACUUAACAUCUGCUCGGACGAUGAGCUGAUUUGCGAAGGCGACGACACCCUGGAAGAGGCGAACGCCCGCAAGGAGGUCAUCCGGAACAAGAUCCGCGCCAUUGGCAAGAUGGCCCGUGUCUUCUCCGUGUUGAGAGAGGAGUCCGAAUCGGUCCUGCAGUUGAAAGGUCUCACGCCGACCGGUGCCCUGCCGCUUGGUGCCCUCUCCGGUGGCAAGCAGUCCCUACAUAAUGCCCUGCAGGGCUUCUCGCCCAACCACAAGAUCACAUCAUUCGCCGAGGCCAAGGGCCUGGACGCGAUCAACGAGCGGAUGCCACCGAGACGGGACACGACACCAACGCCCAGCGACGAAAAACCAAUAUCGGUGGCGACACCAAAAUAAUCAGCUUAGUCGUAAUCGCCAUUGCCACCGGCACCGAGCGCUAGCAAAAGUAUGCAACCAUAGGAGCGGCAAACUCUCACACAGCACUUUUGGCGAACAGCGGCUACAGCAAAAACAGCUACAUCCAGUUCAGCGCGAUAUAGCAUUGCUACAAGCCCACAUCCACACACACAUACACAAACAAAUAACACCCACAAACACACACAUACACACACACACAUAUGCAUAUAAAAGAAUAUUAUAAUUGAAGCUACUAAAAAAAGAAGAAGAAGAAAAAAACAAGAAGAAAACAACUAUUAAAAUAAAUUAUGAGGAAAAAUUUAAAAAUAACUUAAGUAAAUCCAUCAAUAUCUUAUAUUUGAAAACUCAGCAAAGCAAAGCAACCAUCGCAAAACAACAGCAAACCACGGAUACGAAGCAACUUGGCGAAGGCAAAAGCAAGAACCCAUACGCUCUCACUUACACAGAGGUAAAAAUUCAAACACACACACACAAACACAGUUGGAGGAAAAAGAAUCAAUGAACUGCAAACCUGUUGAGACACGAAACACAUUUUUGUUUUGGAAUCGAAGGAGGCUUACGCGCGCGCGUUUGACAGAAAUUAAAACAAAGCAAACCAAUCUGGCUUCUGACAGACAGUUCCCAUGCCCCUCUCGGCUUGAUACCCACCCGCCCUCGCAUUUUUUGCAUUUCCUCGCCACCCCUCGUACACACACACACACAUAUUCACACACAAACACAACCUACACACGCACCAACGCAUUUGAAAACCAUAGAUUUGAAAAUCGAUACCGCAAACAAGACAAACAAAAACAUAACGAUAGAUGAUCAACAAACAACAAAAUGAAAAUGUUUUAGAGAGUAAUGGUUCAAGUAACAAAACAAACAAAAAAUAUUAAUCGAAUUAUUGUUGAUGUUUUCUAGCUAAACCAAGAAACAAAGCAAAAAAAUACAAACAAGCAUGAAUCAGUGAAGAAAGACAGCAAAACAAAAACGAUGAACUUAAGCGUUUGAGUCAAAGAGAGAGAGAGAGAGAGAGAGAGAGGAUUUUUCCUUAUUUCUGACAGCAAUUUAGCCCCCCCUUGGAUGUCAACAGUAGGCUAUGACAGUGUGUCCGCUGUCUCUCAAUUUUCAACCGAAAACAGAAAAAAAAGAAAAACGCUCCGGCAACCUGUUUUUGGCUAAAUCAGUAAUAUUACAGUAACUGUGCUCCUGACGCAGAUUCUUGAAUCGGAAGUUUGCAAUGGAUCUUUACGCGAUGGCCGAAAUUGGAACGUCAUCGUGCGUCACUAGCUGCAGUAAACCUAUUAUAGUCACACUAACAAAAAUACUCUGUCCGGUUUCUCAAGUUUCGCAAAAAAAAGGAAUACAGUUUUCUAUCAAUCCAUCAACUAGUUUAUCGCAUGAUAAAUUAAAAAAAAAGCAAAAACAACCAAUGAAACCAAAAACUAAACAACAAACGCUUGAACUAUCAUUCUCAUAUGUUAUCACUACUAGAGCCGUUACACGUCCCCAUCACAGCCUACUAUUCCUUGACAGCAGAAGAAAUUAAAACGCCGAUUGAACACACGUAAACAUAACCUCUAACGUUAAUCCAAAAACCCAAAACAAACCGAGAAUGCAGCUGAAAUGACAGUCUAUAAGAAGCGACUGAGAAGAAUAAGAAGAAAAUGAAGAGAAAGGGAAGCAUUGUAACUAACCCAAAACACACAUACACACUCUUUUUCGACAUGUGAUUAAAAGUUGAGCAUGAUUCUCCGUAGAUGUGACGAUUUGAUUUUGUUUAACUUUUAACUUUCGUUUUUUUUUGUUUUGACAUAACACGCGAACUUAUCCCCAUAAAUAUUCGAAAUCGAAUGCGACUGUUGUUUGACAUUUAUCCUAUCCCAAUUCGUCCCUCCCUUCUGCAAAUAUUUUAUAUACACUUGCCCACUUCCUUUUACCUCCCAGUAGAAAAAAAAACACACAAGACGGAGAACGGAGAUGGUGGGAAAGUUGAAAAAUUGAAAGAAACAAGCUUAACACUAAUCAAGUAAGAGUAAAAAAUAUAUUUAACAGAGAAAAAACAAAAUCUAGAGAAAAUCAGAAAGAGCAAAUCGGUAGAUAAAGCAGUUUAGGAACAAUGCGAGGAUAAGUAGCAUGCAGACGAAGGAGGAAACAGAAGAAGAAAAAAAACAGAAAAAAAAAACAAGUUAAAUCGUAAGUGUAUAAUUGAUUAAUGAUUAAGUAAAUUAAUUUAACUGAAUAAAACUGAAGCCGAAGGCAGUAGAACAGGAGCGAAACCUAGAGUCGAAUGAAAGGCGAGAAGUAAAUUUAAAUAAACAAACAAACAAAACAAAAACAACAGAAGAAAAAUAUAACAAGAGAGGAGUAAUUAUUGUCAUAUUAUUAAAUCUAUUAUGAUCUUUGAGAACAACAAGAAGAAGAAGAAAAACAAACAAGAAUCUUAUAUAGAAGCAUUGAAUUUAAAAAAAAAAAAAACAAACAAAAAUUGUGCAUCUGCAAAAAAACACUAUGAACAAAAAACAGAAGCAAGUAGCAACAAAGAACGUGAAACAUUUUCAUUAUUUUAAAAACAAUUCUCUUAAUUGAAAUAGUAAUAUAGCUCAUUAAGACAAGAAAAAAAAAACAUCAUUGUGUAAGCAAAACAAAAACAAAAGAAGAAGAUUAAUUAAAAAAAAAAACUUCCCUUCCCGUGUUAAUAAACAACUUUUGCGUGCGCUUUUCUCUCAUUGAAUCAAAAAUCGACGAGUUAAUAACCUUAAACAAAAAAAAAACACACACACACACAGAAAAAUAAAUACUACGUUUUUACUUAAAUCCUGGUUAGAAUUUCUACGUCUAAGUUUUGUCAUUAUUUGUAAUAUUUUUAUUCAACUGUUGUUAUAUUAGUAAUUAAACGGAAUAUUUAUGUUUAAUGCUAGAUCUUUUUUCGAGAAUGAAAAACAUUGUUAUAGAGUAAUUUAAUAAAAACAAUAAAACAGAGCGUUAAUAACAACCAGCAGUGACCCCCUUUUAAUUUCGUUACAGGAAUAAAACCAACUCUGAACUAAACAGAAAAAAAAAUCAAUUUUUAUACCACUUCUCUAAGACAUCAACCAUUCAAUGAAAAAAAAAAAAACAAGAAAAUAAUAACUAAAGCAACUACAAAAAAAAAACAAAGAUUCACAAGAACUCUGUCAUCAAACUCUUCUUAAGAAUCGUAAUAAAAGUUAAAAUUUGUUCUUCUAUUCUAAAACAAAGCAAGCGUGUCGUUUUUGUUUUAUUUCGUUUAUCGAAUUUCAAAUUCCUUCCAUCUUUACACCCCUUCACUCACUUUCUUACACACACACACACACACACAUUCACUCACUCACCCAAACAACGGCAAACACAAGUCACCGGGCAGGAAAGCCGCGUUUGCUCUUUCUUUCGGUUUCGAUUUUCCGUUUCUUGAUUUCCUUGGUUUGUCUCUUCUGUUGCUCCUCCACCCGAGGUUAAUGGGGGUGCGUGAGUGCGACGACCGCGUCUCUGUGUGCGUGUGAGAAUCGAAAGAAAUUCCAACCAGGAUUUGAAAAUUCCCCACUUUGAUUUUCCGACCGUUGAAAAGGACCUCUCGGAGCCUGUGCCCAGCGCGCAUUUAGUUCCCACGCGAGCACCGCGCACGCACAACCACACACACACAGACACACAUACACACACACACAUGCACACACAGUUCUUGCGUAGCACUUGUUGCCAGCUUGUUUUUGUUUUGGUACGAGCAGAAGCAUUUGAAGGGAAAAGAGUAGUGUGAGAAUAGUGUGUCAAAAGAGAACGAAACUUUCGCCGAACAGUUGACAAGUAUUACCAGAGAAAAAAAAAUUGGAUUGAAAAAAGACAUUUAACGUUAACUAAUUGAAAGAUUAUCUUGUGCAGUGUGUACUUUUAGGUGUAAAAUUUCUUUCAAAUAUUUUUAUUAAGACAAAAAACAUGGAUUGUAUGAGGAAACAACCCAAUUCUGCUAAUUAAGACAACUCGAAAAAUCUUUAAGAGGCAAUUUGAUUGAAGAAAUAACUGCUAAUAAAGGUUUAAAAAAGAAAAUUACGAUAGUUAUUAUUAAUAAUUGAAAUACACUGAUAUUAAGGAAGUAAACAAAAAACACACACAAAUAAACCUUUCUAAACUUUACACUCUAGUUAAUGAAUUAUAAAAGCAAAGCAAAAACAAAAUAAAGGGAAAACUUGUUAAACAAUGAUUCUAAUUCAUCUCUAGCUGUGUCUUCAUCAUUUUAUCAUUGAAAAUGACGUUUCAGAAAUGGCUUAUUUUAAACCCGCCUGAGAACUCUAUUUUCCUCUAGUAGAAAAAUUCACAAAAACCAGAAAAAAGUUCCGAACCGACAUUUAUGUGGCGACAGUGACAGCUUUGUGAAAGCAAAACACAACAGCUGAGUCUGUUAAAAAAAAUAAGGCAAACAGCAACUUGUUGUAAAACUAAAUUGUUAAUCCACUAAUCCAAUUAAAAGCGCCAGUGUAAACAAAAAAAAACAAACACACUUACACUAACAAUAACCAAUCGCUAGAAUAAUCAUGGCUUACUGUACGAGAGAAAAUCUUAUUUACGUUUCCAAUCAAAAUGCGCUUUCGUUCAAGGUGUGCAAAAACAAAACAAAAAUAGUACUUUUACCAAUUGAAACUAAAAGCAAAUACUAACGUAUAAAUUUUUCCCUUUGUAAGAAUCACUCGAUAACAACAAAUAAACAAACAAAGCAAGCGAGCACGUGUUAUGACAAAUCUUUAGCCAAGAUACAAGACAAGUACCGUUAUGUAUAGAGAUAACAAGCAAAGACUAAUCGCAAGCUAUCAAUGUUUCUGUAACAGAGUUACACACGCCACGAAUUGGACACUUUGUAAUGAACUUUUUGAAAAUAAAUAAUGCCAGUUCGGUUGAAUUCCCCCUUCCACUUGAUAUCAGAGCAGCCAUUGGACACAAGCAAAACAAACAAAGAACGGAUCGCCGCUAGUAAACCAAAUCAUUGUUAUCCAAUAUAUCGAACAUUAAAAAGCAUUAGUAAACAAACGAGAUAAGGAAACUGCACCACUUUCAUCUAUAACGAGCAAAAUGAGCAAAGCAAAAACAAAAUAACAACAGUUCCGGCUGACUACGUACACUUAUAACCAGUAGUUUGUUUCUUCCAGGCAGCAUAAGCAAACAUGGAGAACGGAAAAAUAUGCACACAACCAACACCCACACAUACACACUCAGAUCAGCUUAACGACGACCACACACGCGCGAUUCGUUGUCACAACCACAUGCACCAUGGUGGCAUUCUAGCAAUACCAAUUACCACACCACCACACCUAUCUACACCAAUACCUUCGAGAAAACUAUCUAAACUUGCACGCGCACACCUCUAUCUACUAACCACCACCACCACCACCAGCACAAGUUCGCAUUCUUGCAAAACAUUCUAAACACACACGAAAACUUCAAAUACAAACCAAAGUAGGCGAUUGAUAAACACACAAACCGACACAAACGCACCCCCAUCGGCAAACGAUGUCAUGUUGCUCUCUCACUCUCUAUUGGUUUUGAUCAUUUCCAUCGCGUAGCGUGCUUUCUUUGUCGUUGUGUCCUUCCCCCCCCCCCCCUGUCCUCUGUCCCUCCCGCCACCCACUGUUUUUUCUCGCAUGUUGAAUUCUUCUAUUCGUCGCCAUAAUAUAUAUGUAUAUGUAUAGGAGUGUAUAGGAAUAAAAAAAAAACGUUUUUGAAUUUUUGACAAAACUGAAUAAGAGAAAGUACGUGAAACCCUAUUGUUCUUUUCCCCAUUGUUUUUCGGUUGAUUUCCAACGAAAAGGUUUGUAAGUAAUCCACAAGAAGAUACCGAUUGGUUUGGUUAAUUUUUCCGUUUUUAUUUUUUAUUCUAUUCUUUUGCGAAAUAACCUAACAGUUAAACAAUCCAUAACCGAAACAAUUCUUGGCGUUAUUGGAAAACCGGAAGAUUAUCAGUUGAAAGAAAGCUGAACAAAAACUAGAACUAGUUUAAUCAAGGAGAUAAUACACACAUACACACACACACAGAGAGAUAUACGCAAACCAGUCAAAACAAAUAUGAAGGAAGAUUAAGAACACACCCACACACACAUACACACACACAUUGGAAGGUCGAGAAAAGUCAGAACGGAAAAACAAUGGAAAUUAUUAUACAUUAUAUGAAUGAAUUUUUGAUAAUCUAAUUAUAUGUAUUUUUGAAUUGUAUUUUAUCGUGGAGUAAAAAAUAAUAUGUACCUAUGAUUAAAAACAGAAAAAUAAAAAAAAAAUCUACUAAAA